Serpula lacrymans var. lacrymans S7.9 is the source of this 763-nucleotide messenger RNA. RefSeq lists its product as uncharacterized. The transcript is spliced from 5 exons. NCBI's taxonomy places the organism in Eukaryota, Fungi, Basidiomycota, Agaricomycetes, Boletales, Serpulaceae. Bases 9 to 566 code for a protein of 185 amino acids. The record is from RefSeq and is a predicted model, not a curated record.
AGAUUCCUAUGUCUCUGUUAGGGUGUAACAUAAACGCGCAGAGGACAUGCACUGUUCUGCAAGGUAUAAAGGUGCAGCUCUUCGAGGUUAAUGCUACAAAACAACUCCCCAGUUUCCACCAAACAAUGACCACCACACUCACUCCCGGCACCUAUGUCAUCAAGUGCGAAAACCCAGGCAAUGAUUUCAUGCAGCUGAGCGGCACUGCUACCGGCUCUGCCAUCUUCGCCUCCACCAGUACAAAUACCACGGCCAACUUUUGGAACGUCUUCCCAACCCUGAACAAAGGCUGGAACAUCCAGUCCUACUUGACUGGCGAUUUUGCUGCGGUUGUGAACGGCAACCUUGUCACCAGUUCCACGCCUUACAGCUGGACUAUCGCCUCUCCCAAUCCCACUACUGGAUAUGCCUACACUAUUCAAGACACCGCGAGUGGGCUUGUCCUCGGCAUAACCCUCAACGGUAGCCCUGUUACGAUCCACGUCGAGGCUUACGACCUUGUUGACAAUAGGCAAGCUUGGUUCUUUGUCGCCACAGAAGUGACUCAGGCUGGUACUUCCACCUGAGAUCUCGGGGAGUUUUGAUAUGGUGUGGCGGCAAUGUUAGAAUAGCUAUCUUGGGAAAGUGUCCGUAUAUGUAUGCCAAUGCUGAUCGUUACAAAUUGAGCUAGUAAGUUUGACUACCUUAACGAGAAACAGAAGAAGACGAUUGGUAGUGUUGGUAUGAUGGAAAUGGUAGUGUGGAUCGGAGAGUCGCGGUGCUA